AAAUCAAAGAAUGGUGAAAUCAUGUCAAAAAGAUGACGACACUUUUUGCUCAACUCAUCGCUCUCGUCCUUUCUCGCGCCUCGUUUUCGGCUACAUUUUCUCCCAAUUCUAUGCCGUCUACGCGUCGGAGCAAUGGCCGGAGCAGACGAAGCGGCAAUCGAUUGCCUGCCGGUCGAUUUAUUGGCCCAUAUUUUCUGCCUAAUUACUUGCUUCAAGGAUUUAGCUCAGGCAAGCAGAGUAUGUACGAAAUGGAGGCAGGGAGUGGAACAAUCGUUGGCGCGGAGGGAGAGCUUAAGCUUUUCUGGUUGGAAAAUGGACGAUGAAUCCACCGCUCGCUUGGUGAAUCUCUCCUAUGGCCUCAAGGAGCUCGAUAUAUCAAGAAGUCGAUGGGGUUGCCAAAUAACAGAUCGUGGAAUCGAGCACCUGUCGAAGGCAAAAUGUAUUAGCAAUCUGUCGUCGAUUUCUCUGUGGGGUUCGACAGCAAUCACAGACAAUGGAGUUAUUCAACUUAUUUCGCGAACUAAUUCUCUACGACACCUCAACAUUGGAGGUACAUUCAUCACAGAUGCUUCCCUUUUUGCCAUUGCCGAAAGCUGUCCUAACCUAAAGUCGCUAGUUUUGUGGGGAUGCCGUCAAGUAAGUGAGAUUGGACUUGUCGACAUUGUAAAUAAAUGCCAAAAGCUCGAGUCCAUCAACGUAUGGGGCAUGAGGGUCCCUCUUGAUUGCUUCUUAGGUCUCCUCACAAUUCGCCCUUCUCUUCGAAUAAAACCCGAAGGUGUUUUGUUGAGCGACUACAAGUCCCGGACAUUUAUCCGGUAAGGAUAGGCAAUUUUUUCAAACGAAUCUUUAAGCAUUUCUCGUAUUCUACGGUUUGAUGGUGAAGAUCCUUCAAUUUAUUGAAGUUUGUAUAUUAAGAAAUAAGGGAAUGUUGAAAAAAAUAUCUCGCAUGUAUGCUCAAUUAUUAAUUUUGUCUUUUAAUUGUAACCCUAACAAAAAUAUAUUAUGCAUCUAUCACAAUUUCGUUAUUUUAGUA
Andrographis paniculata is the source of this 1033-nucleotide messenger RNA. Its product is annotated as F-box protein At5g67140-like. The coding region runs from base 133 to 819 and encodes 228 amino acids. The transcript has 5 exons. Gene Ontology annotation, molecular function: protein binding. NCBI's taxonomy places the organism in Eukaryota, Viridiplantae, Streptophyta, Magnoliopsida, Lamiales, Acanthaceae. Gene Ontology annotation, biological process: SCF-dependent proteasomal ubiquitin-dependent protein catabolic process. The record is from RefSeq and is a predicted model, not a curated record. Gene Ontology annotation, cellular component: SCF ubiquitin ligase complex.